AUGCCUGACACUACAACUUCGAAGGCGGCACAUGCAGUUUGGGGCAUCGCUGAACUUCUCGAGAUCAUCAUCUGUCAGGUCGAGCCACGUCAGAUACGCGAGUUGAAGCUUGUGUGCAAGGCUUGGCGCGACAAGGUGACGAUGUCGAGUGCAGUGCAGCGAAGUCGGGUCGUUCGCUGCUACGGAUGGCUGUAUGAGUACGAUGGAGAAGAGUCCGAGACCAUGGAUCUGCACCGACACAUGGAAGUGGUGUCUGGCGAGCUGGAUAGCGGUUUAGCGCCAAACUACGAUGCAACCUACUGGCUGCGAGUCAACCCCUUGUUCGACCGGGUUCACGCGAACUACUUCCGCGAUCUGGCGGAGGGCACGGAUAACAUACGGAUCAUGCUCGGGCUGUCAUCAUUUGGAAGCGAGAAGUAUGACGAUGCUGUCAAUCAAUAUGUCACGGAACCACCAAGCGAUUGCAUCGCCUUGCGCACAAUAAGCUGGGAUUCCGAUGGCAACGAAUGGGAUGUACUCAUUCAGGAUGUCCUGAAAGCACACCAAGAGUUUGUCGGAUCUCAGACUGUUCACCUCAGGAAGGACGAUCCUGAAGACUUCGAUCAUCAAUUGGCGACAGAGGUGUGGGCUUCUCUCACUAUCAAUGGUGAGACAGCGCAGAAAGCAGAAGAUCCAGAGGACUCUGCUGCGGCCAAGAAAUAUCUACAGAAGCCUCUGUCUCGAUAUAGACGGGCAACGCAUCGACCAGGGUCACUGCUUGACGCCGCCUUGGAGAAGGAUCGAGCGCUGACCACCGAGCUUUGCGAUAUGGCUGCCGCGCAGAAAGUCUUCGACACCAAUGAACUACUCGAGAUCAUCCUCUGUCAUGUCGAGCCCCAUCAGCUUCCAGACUUAAAACGAGUCAACAAGACCUGGCGCGCGACCAUCAAGUGCAAGGCAGUACAGCGCGAGCGAGCAGUCCCCAGCUACGAGUCAAAUGACCCACACCCGAAAGCUGAUCUCACAUCUAUGGGCCGGACCGAUCUCGAGUUGGCUAUCAACCAGGUCUUCCUCCUUCCAACUCUCGUGGUCCCGCAAUAUGACUCGACAGACUGGCUACGUCUCAAUCCUACUUUCAAGCUCGUGCAUACGCAUGCACACACCCACGACGAUGGCACAAAGGCUUACCAGGUCUUCAUCCAUCUUCCAGCCUCACAUUUUGCUCCGGCUUUGCGCCAUGCCCAUGAGUACAUCACCGACCCACCAUGUCGUAGCAUGGCCUUAGCGCGCAUGGCUUGGAACAAGAAGCUCGACUGCUGGUGUGUUCUAGAGAAUCAUCAGUACUUUUGGGCGGACAAUUAUGAGGGUCUGAAGGUGGAGGACCUGUUGGCGGUGCGCGAUCAGAUGAAUCUUGCUGAACCGCCAUCGUGGAGACUUCAAACAGCAGCCGGCCUUGAGGUGGUUGCUACAUUCAUUGUUGAGAGCUUGAGCAAGGGAGAGUGUGAUGCCGUUGAUCAGGCCUACCUCCUAAACCAGACCGCUGCUAUCGCUCGGUGGUGUUGA
This is a messenger RNA of Fulvia fulva, 1542 nucleotides long. RefSeq lists its product as uncharacterized. The transcript has 5 exons. The record is from RefSeq and is a predicted model, not a curated record. The coding region runs from base 1 to 1542 and encodes 513 amino acids. Lineage: Eukaryota; Fungi; Ascomycota; Dothideomycetes; Mycosphaerellales; Mycosphaerellaceae. Gene Ontology annotation, molecular function: protein binding.